UUUCAGUUUGCUUGGAGAGCUUGAGGCUGCUUUCGGGCUUCACGUCAAACCUCCGCGUCCCGGUAAAAGCUUUCCGGAGCUCGGCGGAAUGGCGGUUCCUUUGCGGCGGACUCGGAUUAGCGCCCUGGCGCUGCUGUUGCUCUCGGCGCAGCUCGCGUUCCUGGGCGCGUUCCUGCCCCGCAGAGCGCUGGCGCAGAUCGGCGCGGCCGGCGGAGCCGCCCUCGGCGCCUGGGCAGCGCCGGCCUGUGCCAAGCGCCCGGAAGGCGUGAAUCGUCCCGAGCUGCUGCCAAAGAGCGACGGAGCCUCCACGCCGGUGAUCGAUGUGGCCAGGAUCCUCACCUCCAGCCAGAAGCGCGAGCUCGCAGAGGACAUUGCGGAGCUGGAGCGGGUGGCUCAGAUCCGGCUGCGGGUGCUCACACAGACAUUUCCCAACACGCCAGGCCUGGCCAUCCGGGACUACUGGAAGCCCGACGGCCGGACGGUCAUUUACGUCCAUGACACUGGCGGUCUCGGGGACUCUGUGGUCAACUUCAAUGCCGGCACAGAGGUUGAGAUGAUGAAGCCGCUGAGCUACUGGAGGCAGGUGCAAAACUCCUACGGCAACAAGUUCUACAUCCAGGAGCAUGGGGACUCCGACACGGUGCUGGACGUGGUGAGAGCCCUGAAGCAGGGCCUGCUGCCAGAAGUGAAGCAGUAGACCGCGGCAAACUGCUGCG
Molecule: messenger RNA, 716 nt
Organism: Effrenium voratum
Lineage: Eukaryota; Dinophyceae; Suessiales; Symbiodiniaceae
Source: the annotation of a GenBank genome assembly